Molecule: messenger RNA, 592 nt
Organism: Symphalangus syndactylus (siamang)
Lineage: Eukaryota; Metazoa; Chordata; Mammalia; Primates; Hylobatidae
Gene: NCMAP
Product: non-compact myelin associated protein
Biological process (GO): regulation of myelination; peripheral nervous system myelin formation
Cellular component (GO): paranode region of axon; Schmidt-Lanterman incisure; plasma membrane
Molecular function (GO): structural constituent of myelin sheath
Source: RefSeq, a predicted model, not a curated record
GGCAGCGCCGGGCGGCGGCGGCGGGGACCCUGGCUGGGAGCGCGGCGGUGCCAGCGGGAGGCCUAGCGGGGCUCGACAGAGCAGGAUCGAGAUGACCACAGCCACCCCUCUGGGGGAUACCACCUUCUUCUCACUGAACAUGACCACCAGGGGAGAAGACUUUCUGUAUAAGAGUUCUGGAGCCAUUGUUGCUGCCGUUGUGGUGUUUGUCAUCAUCAUCUUCACCGUGGUUCUGAUCCUGCUGAAGAUGUACAACAGGAAAAUGAGGACGAGGCGGGAACUGGAGCCCAAGGGCCCCAAGCCAACCGCCCCUUCUGCCGUGGGCCCAAACAGCAACGGCAGCCAACACCCUGCAACUGUGACCUUCAGUCCUGCUGACGUCCACGUGGAGACGCGAUGACCUCUACCCUGGCGCAAUCUCCACCACCGUCCGAAGAGCCUCUCCAGAGUCGAGACCCAGAGGCACACUCUGGCAGCUUCACAGUGAGCUUCUUCCGGUCAGGUCGACAGAGACAUCUUUGCGCAAUCUCUGAUGCUUCCAGGAAUCCUCAACCUUGUCUGCCCUGCCCUACCCCAACUAUGUCCGCGUCCC